This is a messenger RNA of Dioszegia hungarica, 618 nucleotides long. RefSeq names its product putative 50s ribosomal protein l19. NCBI's taxonomy places the organism in Eukaryota, Fungi, Basidiomycota, Tremellomycetes, Tremellales, Bulleribasidiaceae. The record is from RefSeq and is a predicted model, not a curated record. Bases 1 to 618 code for a protein of 205 amino acids. Gene Ontology annotation, molecular function: structural constituent of ribosome. Gene Ontology annotation, cellular component: mitochondrial large ribosomal subunit; ribosome. The transcript has 2 exons. Gene Ontology annotation, biological process: translation.
AUGGCAAGCACACCCUCUACCGCCAUGACAGCUCUCCGAUCCGUCGUGAAAGCUGGCGAAACAUCGAAGAUGGGCUUCCUGAGGACUUUCUCGCGGUCUGCACCUGCUCCUCAAACCCCUUACCCCUUCUCCUCCACCGCCCUCUCCAAGUCCUCACCCACUCCCAAUCCCACCCCCAACCUCCUCUCCCCCCGCAAAGGCGCCGGGCUCAUCAAUCACAUCAACGAGCAGCUUCGCGAAACCUACGAUGCCAAAUCCCUAACCACCACCCUCUUUUCCCGGCGGCACAAGAACCGCAUCCUCGCAGGGUCCGUCAUGACCGUCACCUCCUACACUUCUUCCGCGCGCACGACCACCUCCACCUUCUCGGGCGUGCUCAUGGGCGUCAGGCGGCGCGGGAUCGAUACGGCCUUUAGGCUGCGGAACGUCAUUGCGAAAGUAGGGAUGGAGGUGGACUUUAAGGUGUUGAGUCCGUUGAUCAAGGAGAUCAAGGUGAUUAAGAGGGCGGAUGGGAAGAGCGGGCUGAAGAAUCUGGGAAGGGCGAAAGUGGGGUAUCUGAGGGAGAGGCCGGGGGCGAUGAGUCAGAUUGCGUCGGCGUUGAAGACGGCGGCCAAGUAG